Molecule: messenger RNA, 3539 nt
Organism: Pygocentrus nattereri (red-bellied piranha)
Lineage: Eukaryota; Metazoa; Chordata; Actinopteri; Characiformes; Serrasalmidae
Gene: znf438
Product: zinc finger protein 438
Exons: 4
Coding region: 177-2435 (752 amino acids)
Cellular component (GO): nucleus
Source: RefSeq, a predicted model, not a curated record
GGCGCGGCCUCAUUAAACUUCUCCCCCACAGCCUGCGAGUCAAGGUCUGGCUCAAAAUGGCUGUACAGAAACAGUUUUGAAGAUCUGUCGUUGUUCAUGAGAAAUGGCCAUGUUGCGUGUUCUAAACUUAAGAAGACAGCUCUGAGAGAGCCGGAGGACAUGCAUUGGAAGUGAGAAUGGCAGCCAUGAAAACCCAGGAGCAGCGAUCCAGUCCCCUAAAAUCACACAUACAAAGUGAUCCCCGUCCCAUGGCACAGAUGAAGACUCUUCAGUUUCGUUGCAUUGCACCUAAAGCCCCAACAGUGGGUUCAUCUUCUGCAGUGCUGUCUUGUCAACCACCUACUACCCUUCCAGAGCCUUCGACAGCCAUAAGCCCUAAAUCCAUCCUAGUACCUGCUCAGAAAUAUGCCCUGAUGCAGGUGGCUGGACAAGGGGGUACUUUCUCAUUGGUGGCCUUACCUCAGACACCACCACAACAUCAAAUCCAGAAGAACCUAAAACUUCCUAUUCCUAGAUACCAGCCGAUUAGAAGUAAGAGAACCCCAGAAAAAUCCAGUAGAACGACUCAGACUGCAAAGUCAUCUACAGUGAAAGUGAAAGUUGAGAGUCCAGAACAGUCAUCUGAACAGGUUAAGACAGACUCUGCUGCUCAGUCUAAAGUCUUGUUCCCAGACAAUGCCAUCCUCUACCAAGGACCACAGACAGAGAAACCUGUUGAAAGAAAUGUGGAUUCUCUCAGCAACCUCAGCUAUCCCACUAGAGCUUCCACAGCUACACUUAUUGCUCCUGUCAGUAAGAGCUCACCAGUAAAAGCCCAGGCAGAACGUGCAGUCUCUGCUGCGAGUGCUAUUACGGUCCUCUCCCCCACCAUCUUCAGCAAAGCUGUACAGAUCAUUCCCUCUCCCCCCAAGGGUAAGCUCCCAAUCCUGCCUUAUGCUAAGGUGAAGAACUCCCUCUUGCCAUCUACUGGCCUUGCCAAUAGCCAGUCCCCAAAGAAGAGCUCCUCAAUUCAGCUUAAAAACAGCCUGAAAUGCCCCCCAGACAUCAAAGGCAAGACCAUGGACAAUGGCAGCAGAAGUAACUGUCUCAGCCAAGGUUCAGAUGCCUCCCUUUGCAAGAAAACUCCAGACAAAAGGCGGGGGAGGAAGAGGAAAACCACGGAGGAUGUUGUGGCCUUUGAGGCAAGGAAGAAAAGAUCUCUGUCAUUUUUUUGCAGGAGAGUUCCAGAAAAACCACCACCUGGAACCCAGUCUGCUUCCCCCCAGGCCAGGGUGGUGGACAUUUCAAAAAAGUAUCGCAGCAUUCGUCCAAAGCCUAUUUUAGUGAUGGAAACCACUGUUCCUCAACUUGUACCUCUACCGUCUCUCUCAACCUCUGAGAGCGUAGACCAGGAGCUCAUCCUGAGGCAGCAGAUGUCAGGAAAACCCUUGAUUGCUGCCCGACCAAGCUUGGUGUCCAUUCAAACCCCUGGCCAGCAGUCUGUGGCCAAAGCUGGAAGUGGCACCAGAUCUAUGAACAGCCGCCCACAUGCACUCCACCGAUGUCCGACUUGCAGUAGGUGUUUCCAGUUUAAGCAUCACCUACAGAGUCAUUUAAACAGCCACAAUAACCUGAGACCGUAUGGUUGUCCCGUGUGCAGGAAGGCCUAUGCUCACUCAGGUAGCCUCAGCACACACAUGAAGCUGCACCAUGCUGAGGGGAGGCCUAGGAAGAGCCUCUGCUGUGAAUUCUGUGAGAAGGCAUUUGGCUAUGUUGGUGUCUACUUCAGCCACCUUAGAGAAGUGCACAAGGUUAUACUCACUGUGGAACCAUCCAUCAGUCAGCAUGAGGAGAACACGCCCAUAGAGGGGUGUACAGAUUCUGAUGACCAGGCUUCAGAGCAGCAUGUGGACCCAGUGGAACUGCAGAUCAAAUGUGGCCGCUGCCAGGCCAUCACUCCCACCUUUGCCGACAUGAAGUUACACCUUCUGUAUGUGCACGGCGAGGAAGUGCAGGUACGUCUGAAGGAGGGUGCCAUGCACGGGGGUCGCGAGGCUGAAGACGAGCUGGUCAAGCAUGCGGCCCACUACUGGAGGCAGCUAAACGAGCGGCGCAACCUGGUGCGCUGUGGAAACUGUGAUGAAGAGUUUUUUUCGUUCUCUAAGCUCAAGCGUCACCUGCACUCCCACCACCAGGGGGCUAGAGAGAGCAAAAAGGAAGAGCAGGAACAGGAGAAAGAAGGUAAAGAACACAGUUCUGGGGGCUCAGCUAAGAAUGUGACCCUUAGAGCGGGAUCACGGUUUAAUUGCAUCCUGUGCACUGAGGUUUUGGACAGGAAGCAGGACAUUCUGGAGCACUGGAGGGGACGUCACAACUGUGAAAACCCAGUCAUGCUGUGGGAAGUACUGGACUCAAGGGGAGAUGAUACCUACUCACAGCCCAAAGUAACAUCCUAAGUAAGGUAUUUAAGCAAGUUCUCCAGGAGUUUAAGUGGCAGCACAGAAAAAUAAACAAAAAAUCAUCAGUGAUAUAGAUUUUCAUAUUAUUUUUGCUUUUUGCGCUGUUCUAUUUUGAUAUUGAUGUUUUUUAUAUACUCCCUUUAAUUUAUGUUUCCUGUUUUUUAAAGUAUAAGUUAAGACUUCUCAAUUUUGGACUUUUUUUUUUCUUUGCCUCAUUGUAUUGAACAUAGGAUUGGACAUUGGAUUCAGAAUGAGUAUAUGAGGAUAGCUGUUUUGAACCUUUGCAUUGUACUGAUUGCUUAGCCUGCCAAUUUUCUGGACUAUGUUGAGUUUUCAGUGAAGACUCACCACUAAAUGAGUAGUAUAACCAAAACUGUUAACAGGGCUGAUGAGGAGUGAAUACCUGUAAUCCAUAUACAGUUGUGUAAAAAGAUUUGAAUACCCCUGGUCAAAUUAAUUGUUUUGAUGAUUUUGCUUAGAAAAUCAAAACCUCUAAUUUGAGCAAGUGUACUCAGAUUUUGACACAGAAACAUAUUUGCAAUCUUUAAGUAUACAAUGUUCUGCAAUUUUUGCUUUUUUUGCUGAGUUUAACAUGUUGGAGAAAAACAAAACAAAAUAUACAGUGUCCUAACUUUUGCGUAGCCCACAUUUUGUUUUCAAACAGUAAUUGUGCAUUUAAAUGUGCAGAAGUUUGUUCUGUAACUUCUUUUCUCUUAGGACCUUAGCAAAAUGUAAUAUGACCAGGGGUGCCCAAACUUUUGCAUAUGACUAUUCGUUUAACCAUUUUGAUCAGGAUUUGCUAGUAAUUUAUCCAUAAAUUAAAUAUCUGCUUAAAUCAAGUAUCUUCAAAAUACUCUGCACACUAAAUUGCAGUGAUUGCAAAAAGGUGCUGAUAUAAUGCUGGUUUGCCACUUCACAGAUCAAUGCAUGUUUAUAGGGAGACUCUCUGACCGUCAUCCAGACUCAUUCAGUGCUGCCACCUCUGCAGUAAAGAGGACUUGGUUAGUGAAAUUCUCAGAGGUGCUUAUUUCAGUUAAGGAUGACACACUAAGAGAUAUUAAAAAAAAAAAAAAAAAAAAAAAAUUAUGUACAAUUUCAGUU